Molecule: messenger RNA, 5709 nt
Organism: Labrus bergylta (ballan wrasse)
Lineage: Eukaryota; Metazoa; Chordata; Actinopteri; Labriformes; Labridae
Product: integrin alpha-5
Biological process (GO): integrin-mediated signaling pathway; cell-cell adhesion; angiogenesis
Cellular component (GO): integrin complex; external side of plasma membrane
Molecular function (GO): integrin binding
Source: RefSeq, a predicted model, not a curated record
ACACACACACACACACAUUUAACCAUGAGGAGACCUAUCAAUAAUUACGUACUGUAGGCUCGCCUUCCUGCCACUCUGCCAAGAUAGCAGGUUCAGUUCCAACACGGUGAUGAGAGACAGAGCUGAAGAUGGAUGUCUGUGGGUUUUCCAGGUUUAGUCACACUGACUGAAUUCUGUUUUGACAUGUCGAGUAUGUUCGAACAAAACCAGAGCUUUGUUUAAAGUCAGCACCCUGAGAAGAUUUCUGAUGUUAUGACAUGUGGUGAGAAUCAUUGCAUGCAUUUAUCACAUCGUUGUUUCUGAAGAGAGAUACUUCUUAUAGUUUUUACAUUGAACAGGACAAACAUGUAGAAGACCUAUACACCUUGAAUGCACUGCUGUAUAUCAGGUCUACCAUACAGUGUGUUUUGAGGCAUCAAAAGCGAUACUAUUUUUACAUUUUCAAAGUAAAAAUAGUAGAUAAAAAGUGUGCUUUCGAUUUGUUUUAACACAAAAACAAUAUUUUGACAUUCUGAGGCAUAUUUGUCACAGUCUUUGAAUAAUAUCUGUUACCAAAAACAAUUACAUUGGGUGUCCCUGUGCUCAGAUGAGCUGCUAGUCAACAGGUAGGGGCCCCAGGCCAGUAGGGGGCCACCGAGGGCUGAAAAAAAACCCCAUUAAACCACUGCAGUGGCUCAAAAUGGUCAAAGUUUACAAUUUCAGAAACCUUCCUAAAGGGGCCCCAUCUGAUAACACUCGCUCCUAUUGCACUGCUAGCUGAAGCCUGCAUUAUCCCUAUGUUCUUUUAUUGAGGGUAAUGUAUUCUGUCUAACAUUUUUAAUAGACAAAUGCCAUUAGUUAGGGGGGUGGCAGUAGCAACUUUUUCUUUCCAUGUAGUGUUUAUGAAGUCAACAUUUUCACAGAGCUCAUUUUGACCCUUGUGGCCUAAAUACUAACAUUUAAAAGAUGUCUCUGCUCUUUUCUCUGUCUCAGUUAUGUGUUCCAGUGAGCCAUAUCAAGCACAACACCAGCACAUCGGACCUGGCAGCCGCUGCUAAUGAAAUUACCACCAUGCAUCUCCUAUUUGAAUUUGUUUCAGUGUCUGCCAUGAAAGCAGGGCCAGUGGAAACUUCUUAUUAUGUAAUAAAGCAGAGCGAUCAUUUUCUGGGUUGUGAUGACUCUAAACACACAAAAAGCUGAGGCGCAGAUGGCCUAGCGGGCGGCUGGGUCCCGCCCCGUGUACGAAGGCCAUCGUCCUAAUGGGGCCAUUCUCAAAGGGGACGGCCUGGGUUCAAGUCUGACCCUCAGCUCCAUUCCAGCACGUCAUUCCCCACUCUCUCCUGAUUUUCUUACUCCCUAUCAAAUAAAGACGAUAAAAGGAAAAAAAAAGCUGGAUUUUGUAUUUAUCAUGACAGUCUUAACAGAAUUCCAAAAGUGCUUGUGAUACUUAAAGAUUAGUUUGCAUUCACUUGUAUACUUUCUGUCUUCUUUGAUCAUUCUAAGAAUGGAUAUAUUUCUGAAUCUGUGUCUUGUCAACAUUACCUCAGUUUUUUUUCCCUUUGACGACCAGCCUGCCUGGUAAUAUUUAUAGCUCCACCCAAAAUGAGGUUGCAAUGAUCCCCCCUCCCUCCUCCCUUCCUCCCUCUCUCUCUUCCACUCCUCUCUCUCCCCCUCUGUCUGACUUUCUUUACAUUUCACCAGUCACUACAGGAUCACCACACCGGACCUGUUGGAGCUGAAGGGAUUAUUAAGGACACCUACAUUUAUGACCACGACCCAAAACUGUCGUUCACAACAGCGGGAACAGCACGGAUGAUGCGUGCAGCCCUUCCUCAGCUAUUCAAUGACAGAAGAGACGCGCCAAAGAAGAGAUGGGAACUGUCGUUGGACUUCUACCUACCCGGCUGUGGGGGCAAUGUUGUCGGUGCUCCAUGUGGGCUGUACCUGUAGUGGUGGUUGUGGUCCAGCUUUGUGUUGCUUUUAACUUGGACACGGAGUCACGCGUGGUUUUCACCGGACCACAGGGAAGUUAUUUUGGGUACUCGGUGGAGUUCUUCGGUAACGCAUCCAGCAACAGCAUAUUGAUCGGUGCUCCGAAAGCCAACACAAGCCAACAAGACAUCACCGAAGGAGGAGCCGUGUACCUGUGUCCCUGGAGCCAAGCUAACUGCAGCAUAAUCAACUUUGACAAGCAAGGUGAUCGAUAUUUCUAUAUAAAUAAUGUGAACACUCAGGUCGAGUUCAAGUCUCAUCAGUGGUUUGGAGCUACCGUGCGUUCCCAUGGCAACAGCGUCCUGGCUUGCGCUCCCAGUUAUUACUGGAGGACCGAACAUGACACACCCUUUGCUGAUGUCACAGGAACCUGCUACCUCUCUGUGGACAGCCUCCAAACAUUUGUGGAGUACGCUCCCUGCCGAACAGAACGACAUGGACCUGCUGGACAGGGCUAUUGUCAGGGGGGAUUUAGUGCAGACUUCACAAAGGAUGGGAGAGUUGUGCUUGGAGGACCAGGCAGUUUUUACUGGCAAGGCCAGCUGAUCUCAGCCAACACAGAGGAGAUUGUAAAAGCCUACUACCCGUCUUACUUCCUGCUGUCUGUCACCGGGCAGAUUCACACUCGACAGGUGCAGGGGAACUAUGAUGACAGUUACCUGGGUUACUCCGUGACUACUGGGGAGUUCAGUGGGGAUGGUGAGGAAGAUUUCAUCACAGGAGUUCCAAAAGGACUCAUGCUGUAUGGUGUCGUGUCCAUAUUAAACGGAAGGGAUCUGACGUCUCUGCUCAACUUGACAGGAGAGCAGAUGGGGUCCUACUUCGGCUACGCAGUGGCAUCCACCGACAUCAACAGCGACGGUUUGGAUGACCUGGUGGUGGGAGCUCCAAUGUUUAUGCGUCGAGGGUCCAAUGGGCGCUUGGAGGAGCUGGGUAAGGUGUACGUGUACCUUCAGAGAGGCCCUCUUCUGCUGGAGCCAAGCCAGUCCCACCUCCUGGGUCAACACGCCUUCAGUCGCUUCGGCUCUUCGCUGGCCCCUCUCGGCGAUCUCAACCAGGAUGGUUUCAAUGACAUGGCCAUCGGCUGUCCCUAUGGAGGAGACGACCAACACGGAUUGGUUCUCAUUUACAACGGUCAUGCUGGAGGUCUUAUGGACACGCCCACUCAAACUCUCUCUGGCCAAUGGGCUUCCAGCUCUUUCCCUGCCAGUUUUGGAUAUGCUCUGCGCGGCAACAGAGACCUGGAUCAAAAUGGCUACCCAGAUCUGCUUGUUGGUGCCUUUGGGGUUGAUAAAGCUGUGUUAUACAGGGCUCGGCCAAUAGUGAGCGCCAGUGCAUCUCUUACAGUGCAGCCCACCAUGUUCAACCAGGAGGAGAAGACUUGUGAGCUGUUCACAGGGAAUGAAAUCGUCGCUGUGUCCUGUGUCAGCGUCAGUUUCUGCCUGCUGGCUAAUGGGAAGCACGUCCCCUCUCAUCUAGACUUUGUGGUGGAGGUUCAGUUGGACAGUGGGAAGCAGAAUCAGAAAGAGUCCAUCAGAAGGACUCUGUUCCUGGACAGCCAGCAGAGCAGCCUGCUGAAGACGUUCAGCCUUGCUAUUGGAGAACACUCCUGCCAUGAGGCCAAGGUCUACCUGCGGGGCGAGGAGGAGUUUAGGGAUAAACUCUCCCCUGUUUACAUCAGUCUGAACUUCAGUCUGGAUCCUCAUGCCCCCGUGGACCAGCAUGGCCUCAGACCAAUCCUGAAUUAUCAGACAGAACAGCCCGUAGAGCAGAAGGCCCAGAUUCAGCUCGAUUGCGGGGAGGACAACAUCUGCGUCCCUGACCUCAAGCUGGCUGUUUACGGUGACAGACAUGAGGUUUACCUGGGGGAUGAAAACUCUUUGAGCCUCACCUUCAACGCCAGGAACGAGGGCGAGGGAGGGGCGUAUGAGGCCGAGCUCUAUGUGGUGCUCCCCCCGCAGGCCGACUACAGCGGGAUAGCGCGCAACAAUGUGAGCUUGACUCAGCUGACGUGCAGUUAUGAGGCAGAGAACCAGACCCGCUAUCUCCUGUGUGAUCUGGGAAACCCCAUGAAGUCUGGGACCAGUUUAUGGGCCGGCCUUCGGUUCACUGUGCCAAGACUGAAGGACACCCAGAGCACUGUGCAGUUUGAGCUCCAGAUAAGAAGUAAAAAUGCAAAUAACUCAGAGAGUGAGGUGGUUCUGUUGGAGCUGGAGGUGGCUGCUAUGGCUGAUGUCAUUCUGCAGGGUGUUUCUCGGCCAGACAAAGUCAUCUUCCCUCCUCCAAACUGGACUGUGAGUCAGAGUCUGAGGGAGGAGCAGGACGUCGGCCCUGAGAUUCUGCAGGUCUACGAGUUGGUGAACAACGGUCCUAGUUUGGUCAGCCACUCCACAUUAAAGGUGAGCUGUCCUCUGAGGGCUCCUGGCCACGAGCUGCUCUACCCGGUGGAGGUGGUCACCGAGGGCCCGCUGAGCUGCUCCUCCAAACACACCUUAAAUGCACUGAGACUCAAGCUCCAGGCUCCAGCGGCAGCAGCAGCAGAGGGUCCAAGGUUACUGAAAUCCAGCAGUGAUCAUCACAUCCAGAGGAGGGAGGUGUACAGUGACGUCCUGACUGAACAAGGAAACCUGACGUGCUCCUCGGUGGAGUGCUGGCAGCUGCAGUGUGACGUCGGGCUGCUGGAGAGAGGAGCCAGUGUUAUUCUGACCGUACGCUCCAGACUGUGGGCUGAAACCUUCAUCGAGAGGGCCCAUAAGCAGUACGUUCUGGAGUGCUCCGUUCAGUACAACGUCGACAGGAUGCCUUAUUCUAUUCCUCCCAAGUCCAAACCAUCUGGGUCCAAAAAGGUGGUGACUGCUGUAGUGUGGAACAAGCCGGACAGUUUGUUUUAUGUUCCAGUGUGGAUCAUCAUCCUGGCUGUUCUCGCUGGGUUGUUAUUACUCGCCUUGCUUAUAUAUCUACUAUACAAGAUGGGCUUUUUUAAACGAUCAGAUCCGUACGGCACGACCAUGGAGAAGGCCCAGCUCAAACCCCAAGCGUCCUCUGAGGCGUAGACUCGGGACUGAGCCUCCCUGCAGCUGUUCCAAAGAACUGGAAUUAUCCCCAAACAAAUAAGGAAACUGGCUAAUGAUGAGCAGGCUACCCAUUUAUGAAUGGACACAGUAAUGGGUGCUGUAUCACUGGAAUACAUAAUGUCUGGUGCUGCACUAAAACGCCAAAGCAGGAGAGACUAUGAGUUGAAUAUGCACUGCUUUUUGGACAUGAAGUUGUACAAAUAGAGCAACAAACAUGAGGUAGAUUUGCUCCUUAGAAGCUUAUCGCUGUGGAAAACUUUUCAACUCACACAUGAUCUGACCUGGAAGAAUCGAAGCAUCGCAGCCAACACAGGAACAAGAAUGCAACCUCCAACAAAAGGCACUAAUAAGACAGUAUUUCUACAUUCCCUAAAGGUGUAAUUCAACAGUUUGCAAUCCCAUCAUUUGAUAUUUUUGAGAUUCCUGCUUUUGUAUGAUUUAUACACCACUUUUUAUUUAUGGCACAGUGUUUUUGCUCUCCAUUGUUGAAUGUUAUACCGUACUGUCUGCAGGACAAUCCUGAUCAAACUGCGAUGUUUAACUUGAAUUAUUCCUCUCCCAUAUUGGGAGGUGUUCUGUGUAUGUUGGAAUGUAUGUAAUGUAUUAUUGUGUUAUGACCCAUUGGUGUCCAGAAUAAAGCCUCAUUUUGUAUAUCCACCCAGAA